Molecule: messenger RNA, 1848 nt
Organism: Strongyloides ratti
Lineage: Eukaryota; Metazoa; Nematoda; Chromadorea; Rhabditida; Strongyloididae
Product: MIP04163p
Exons: 4
Coding region: 1-1848 (615 amino acids)
Biological process (GO): regulation of transcription by RNA polymerase II
Cellular component (GO): nucleus
Molecular function (GO): DNA-binding transcription factor activity, RNA polymerase II-specific; RNA polymerase II cis-regulatory region sequence-specific DNA binding; protein dimerization activity
Source: RefSeq, a predicted model, not a curated record
AUGUCUCCUGAACCUGGUGGUACCAAUUAUGAUGGUCGUCGAAAACGUGUAAAUUCUACUUCUACAGCAAGUACAAGCUUGCAAAUCCGUAAAACUCCAGCUAGUAUGACAAAAAGGAUAAACAAUAAUAACUUGCCAUCAACAGCUAUUUUGAUAAGAACUAGAAAUAAUUCAACAAGUUCAGCACAAGCUGAAGCUCUUAAAAAUAUUAAAGUGAAAAGAUCUCCAAGAUUACGGACAAUAUCGUUAAAUAUUGACGAGAAAAAAUUUUUUACGGAAAGGAAACCUACGGCUUCACCAUCUAACUCAUCUGAAAGUUCUAAUUAUUCUACUGGUGAUCCUAAAUCAACAACUGUAUGCGCAAAAAACAAAACUUAUAAUAUUUUAGUUAUUAAGAAUGGUGGUACACGAACACGACCUAAACGUAACUGUAACUCAGUUCUUAAUAAUCAACAAAAUUAUAACAAUAAUUCUAUACGCAGUUGUUCUCCUGGUAGAAGUAGUAUCACAAACAAUAUCACGGGAGGAGGUCAACAACAUAUCAAUUCCAAUAAUAUGAUGUACUCCGCCAGUCCAGCCUCAAAUUAUAAAAUACAUACAUCGAUGGAAGACGUUAUUAUUGAAGAAAAUUUUCAAGAUGAAGAAGAUUAUGAUCAUCUUCGUGUUCCUGGAAACUAUUCGUGCUCUGAAAAUUUGAGAAAUCAUACUGGAAAUUCUCAACAUCAAUCAUCACCAUCAAGUGAUACAAUUGGAUCUUUACCAAGACCAAUUCCAUCAGCUAAUGGAUCAUCUGGUGCUAAUAGUCUUACCUCAGAUUCACCACUUGGAAGUGGAUUUGGAAAAAUUGUCAGUAGUUCAGCACCAGCAUCAUCUUUUGAAAUGGAAGCAUUAAUUAGAGGAAGAACAGGUACCAACUCUUCACAACUUUCAGGAAUGCCAAUGGCAUCAGAAACAGAAGUAUGUCGUGAUAGAAGAAAAAAAGAUAUACAUAAUAUGAUAGAAAGAAGACGUCGUUAUAAUAUAAAUGAUAGAAUUAAAGAGUUAGGGCAAAUGCUCCCAAAAUCAACAGCAGAAGAAAUGAAAUUAAAUAAAGGAACAAUUCUUAAAGCUUCAUGUGAUUAUAUAAGACAAUUACAAAAAGAGAAUGAACUAUUAGCAAAACAAGCUCAGGCAGGGAAUGUAAGAAAUCAAGAUGCUUUAACAAAAAAGUAUCAAGAACGUAUACGUGAACUAGAAGAAAUAAUAUUAAGAAAUAAUUUGGCAAAACUUCCUCAAUCAGAUUCUACAUCUGGAAAUGGUAAUCAGGUAGUGUUAGGAAAGAUGAUAAAACAAGAAGUCUUUGAUGAUUAUAAGCCAACAAAUACACCCUCACCUCAUCAUAUCGGUUCUUAUGGCUCUAAAGGCUUUGUGUCGCAACUUUCCGAAAUGCAGAUUACCGGUAGUCCUAUAAGAAAUCCACAAAAUAAUUAUAUUAAUGUUCAUUCUAACGGACAAGGUAACAUGUCUCAAAUGAUGCAUAGUCCAGGGUAUAGUUAUUUUAAUGAUUCUACUUCUGGAAAUGGUGGAUCAAAUGUUGCUAGUGAAUAUGGUACACCUAAUGGUAAUACAUUACAAUGGGCAUCAAAUGGGCAAUCAAUGAAAAUGGUACCAGAAAAUAAUUUCGACUUAAUGGAUGAAUUAAAUCUUUUUCAAUCUUCAAGUAAUCCAAUGAUUCAAGGUGAUCAAGUUAAUGGUAUGAUGUCUGGUAGUCAAAUGUCACCAGACAUUACUUGGGAUCAUUCUGGUUUUAGCCCAGAGGGUGCUUCUAAAACCACCGAUCAAGGAAGAGUAGUUAAUAUGGAUUAUUAA